AAAUGUGGAAGGCUCGACAGCUGACGAGAAAAUGUUCAAAAGGCGGUGAGACAAAACUAACAAAAAAAGGUAUGUCUGUGAGUUUAUACAGUCAAACAUCCGCGCAUAGAGACCGAUUGCAUAUCUGUGAGAGAGAUGGGUGUGCGAAGAUUAUCUUUGGAAGAGAAAACGCUGAGAAGUACCGAAAAAGCAAGAAUCCACUAAAGCUCGAUGUCGCAUGUCUACCACCAUGCAGCCAGAAGGCAUCGCGCCGAACGGUGAAUGCCGUCGAGGCCAAGCGUGGUAGCGUUGCGCGGCGAACCACGGCACCGCUUCAGUCGAAUCCUCGUCCUGUUGAAGAGAACGUCGUCCGUAGCGCCCGUGUAGCGUCCGUCGUAGCGUGGAGCGUCUCUGUAUAAGCCAUCCGUAGCGUAGGAGCGGCUGAAAGCUGGCCGACCGCGCCGUCUUGUGAGAAAACGUGUUUCUCUUCUUCUCGUCUCGGUCUUCUUACGGUUUUUGUGUGCUUGCGAUGCUGAUGCUCCAGCCCGGUUACUAGGUACACGAAAAAUUCCUCACAGGAUUAUUCUUCUCUUGUGUUUUGUGCACGGUUUUGUGUUGAAGGAUCAGUUCUUUGUGACUCUUGUGCAUUUUGGAUUAUACUAUCAUAAGAAUGUAAGUGUUGUGCUUUUUUAUUGUGUUGCCUCUAUAAUCUGCGUUCAUUGAUCUAGACCAGCGUAUUUUCAUAAUGAAUUGGAUCUGUCAGUUAAAGCUCAA
Acanthoscelides obtectus is the source of this 753-nucleotide messenger RNA. Lineage: Eukaryota; Metazoa; Arthropoda; Insecta; Coleoptera; Chrysomelidae. The record is from the annotation of a GenBank genome assembly.